AUGGCCUUGAUUACAGCACAAACAUCGAUAGCAGACCCCGCACCAGAUGAGAACACAGACCCGUUGGCCGCGGAGAACAGUGCGUAUUUCUCACCUCAAAAGCGCGCCCGUCCCGCGGCGUCGAGCCUGAGGUCACCUCUGGUUCGCGAACGAUUCCUACGUGAAACGACAAUGUCUGCAACACCACAGCCUCGGACACCUACUGGAGGGCACAGGAUAGUUGUUAGAGUUCGAAAUAACCCAUUGCCAGCCGAUUUGGAAGUAGGGAAGAACAUCUUUCGCCCUCCAAUGAAUUGUUCAUCUAGUAGGGUCUCGCCAAAGAAGGAUGCAACUGGGGUCAGGGACAGUACGGCGGAGAACGCAAAAGAAUUGACGACGCCCACGAAAAUGCGGUCAACCAGUCCCCUGAAAAUGAUGAUCACCAUGAAGCCGAGCCCUGCGAAAGCCGCUGUCAGUACGCCACCAAAAGCCACCGCCCCAAAACACGACUUUCGAACCGGAUCUCCAACAAAAAAGCCGUCGGAUCUUUCGAGAAACAGGAGCACCAGAGAGCAGGGUUCUGAUAAGUCCACGUUCGGGACUCCUUUGAAAAAGGGCAGACCGGAAACACCCAACCACGAACGGCCUUGCAGUCCAGUGAAGCGCACGAUUGAGCUAGACUCGCCCACCUCAUCUGUCGAUAUGAGCCCGGAUCUGGCCAGAAAUCUAGUAUCACAUCCCAAUCACUUGCUCCGUAUGCUCUCAGGGUGUCUAGCAGACGCUACCAUGGACGACGACUCAGCAGCGAUACCCGUCAGACGAGCUAUCCCCAACCCGAGCGAAUACUUUACGCCAAUCAAGAAGACACGAAAGCCGGUGAACUUGCAGCCGAAGAACAUUGGUGAUCUCACGGCGAACUUCGGAAGCAACAACACUAGUCCGGCUUUCGACUGGCCAUUUUCCCCGUGUGUGGAAAGGAACCUUGCUUCGCCUACGCCUACCCCGUUACGCAAGGCUUCGGAAAAGCUUCAGCUGGUGGGGUCAGGUUCUUAUGAGAGAAUCUCGGAAGAUGAUGCUCCAUGUGUACCGGAUGUGGCUGCCAGACUCAACUUUGAGAAGGAGUUGUCCUCAAUUCUGCCUUUGCAGGGGCUGGAACAGAUUGUCAAUACGUCACCUGAGGCGCAGCCCACUCAACUCCUAUCGGAGUCUGGCAUGGAUUGUUUUGCCGACAAGACACAAGAAUCACAGGCAUCUCAAUAUUCGUCUUCUUAUUGUCCGAAUACGAAACGACAACGCGACAUGAGGGCGGAUUCUGGGAAGCAAAUUGAGUGGAGUGAUGCGAACGAGGAUACCCUGGAGAAUUCAGAGACACAAACUGCUAGCCAGGACGAACACGUAGAGACGAAUCUUAGCAUAUCAUUGGAGCUGGAGAAAGACACGGACAACGCAAAGACGACUUCGAGCAUCCCAAUCCCGGCACUCUGCAAACCUGUCAACUUGAGCGAGUUGCUCCCGAUACCGAACAGCGAACCCACAGACCAACAAGAUGCGAGUACCUCAGGUACAGUUGGAAGGUCUACAACACUCAAAAAGUUCAACUACAACAUGUCGUCCCUGCCAAGAAUCAAGACAAACUCUCCAAACAAGGUGGCCUUGACAAAGCUCCCUAGCAAGUCCACAAUACCGCGGUGUCAGUCUAUCGGAUACCUAUCAGGCCAGACAAAGGAUAAUCGUCCCACCGCAACCGAGUCACCAAAUCUCAAAAGCGCAAGUCCGAGCAAGACAAAAGGCCCAGCAAGCACAAUAUCCCACAAACCCACAAAAUCCAUCACCACACCUAUCAAAACCGCCUCAACCCUCCCCCGCCUCACCCGCACCUCAACCAAGCAACCCACCACCCGCCUUCCCUCCACCUCCCCCUGGAAACUCGAAAGUCCCUUCGCCACCCCUCCGCCUCCCAAACGCCCCUUAUCCCUCCACAUUCCCCCCAAACUCGCCUCCAUCCCAACUCUAAAACAAAAACCCUCAACCCCUAAGCCUCCACGUCCUCUCUCCCUAGUAUCGCCCAAAAAAAUACCAUUGGCAUCCACACGCACAGACAACAGUGCUGCAACUCUACCCAGACGCUCACCCACAAAGUUCCAAAAGGCAACCUCUCCAACAUCGCCAGAGAAAAAAGUGGUAGUAGUAGUAGUGCAGCAAGAAUCCACAACCCCCUCCACAACUCCCCCAACCCUCUUCCUCCUCCCCGCCCCAACUCCCCCUUUACCCUCACUCGCAUCCCCAACCCGACCCCGCCGCCGCCGUCCCGCAACCCUAUUCAUCCCCGUUCCCGCCCCUUCUUCUUCUUCUUCCUCAUCCGAACAACAGCAUACAGAACAGUAUCUGGCUCCGCAAGAUACCGACCGCAAUGCCCUCCGCACACCCAGCAAAACUAUCCUGCACAGCCUCGACAGGGCGAUUGAUGAGAAGAUUGCAGAGGAUGCGGCGAGGGGCGUUGUUGUUACGGCUGGUGGGAAUCGGGUUCGGGAUUUGUUGGAGGCGAGGAAGGGGAGAAGGGGUGUGAGGGGUUGA
Bipolaris zeicola 26-R-13 is the source of this 2553-nucleotide messenger RNA. RefSeq lists its product as uncharacterized. The transcript has a single exon. The record is from RefSeq and is a predicted model, not a curated record. NCBI's taxonomy places the organism in Eukaryota, Fungi, Ascomycota, Dothideomycetes, Pleosporales, Pleosporaceae. Bases 1 to 2553 code for a protein of 850 amino acids.